Messenger RNA from Vitrella brassicaformis, 2992 nucleotides. Lineage: Eukaryota; Vitrellaceae. The record is from the annotation of a GenBank genome assembly.
GCCAAAGAAGCCUCUGCCUGCCCCGUCGCUGGACACCUUUGAUUUCACACUUGUCAUCACCAACAUUUGCAGAUCUACGCAGAACGCGUCCACAGCGAGGUAAAGUACGUACUGCCUUGUUGCUGGCGUCCUCUCAUCUCCCUGCCUGUCGUUGUGCACGCCCCUCCCUCCAGAUGUCUGACACAGAUUCGACGGCGACGCCCACCCCAAUGGGAAGUGCAGGCGUUCCGACGCAAGGCAAGUCGCUCUACCAUACCAUCCGGAUGCCCAAGGGCGACACCGUCUUCGACGGCACAGCAGACACACCCGAUGACAAAUGGUGGGCGAGGCGAGUGGGGGAGGACGCAGAUCAAUUGCCUAUCUUACUCGCUGUGUCUGUGUGUGUCUGAAUGCAGGAUCAAGAGGCGGCCUGAGAUGGUGCGUUUGACUGGGAAGCACCCCUUCAACAGCGAGCCGCCUCUGACCCUCAUCAAGGAGUCCUUCUACACACCACAGGAGCUCCUCUACGUCCGAACACACGGUGAGGACGAGGCGACAUGCACAUGACACGCACAAGACUUUGCAAAUGUCUGAACGUCUGUCUGUCUGUCCGCAAUGUCUUCCAGGCGACACUCCGCAGCUCGACGAGAAGACCCACAGCGUCAAGGUCGACGGUCUGGUGUCCAAGCCUCUCACGCUCUCUGUCGAGCAGAUCAAGCAGUUCUCCAAGACCGACAUCUCCAUGGUCAUGGUCUGCGCCGGCAACAGGCGGAAGGAGCAAAACAUGAUCAAACAGACAGUGGGGUUCAACUGGGGGCCCACGGGCUGCGGCAACGUCAUCUGGACCGGUGAGCAGACCAAAGAAAUGGAUUAAUUCCACCAAAUGGGCAGUGGACGUGUUUGCUGUGUGUGGUUGGCCUGUUAGGUUGCCUGUUGCGGGAUGUGUUGCUGCAUUGUGGUGUGGACACGGAGGAGGCACGGCACGUCUGCUUCGUCGGUGCAGACAAGCUCGCGUAAGCUUGCCGAAAGAAGCGACAACAAAGCCCGUCAGGCCGGCCACUGACGUGUCUGUGUGUUUGCAGUCAUGAUCACUACGGUACGUCCAUUCCGAUGUCGAAGGUGAUGGAUCCCGAGGGCGGCGUGCUGCUGGCGUGGGAGUGCAACGGAGAGCCCCUCCUGCCCGACCACGGAUACCCAAUACGUGUUGUCAUGCCGGGUACGUCACGGGCAUGAGACACUCUCACACACAUCCACCUCACCUGCAUAUGGCGUAUGUAUGUUGGUCUCUGUGUGUGUGCAGGGUACAUUGGUGGCCGUGCGGUCAAGUGGCUGACCAACAUCAGUGUGUCCAAGGAGCAGAGCACCAACUACUACCACUACCGCGACAACAAGGUGUACCCCAGCCACGUCGACCAGCAGAACGUCGGCCCCGAGGGAUGGUGGGAAGACAACACAUGGUGCAUCAACGUGAGCCGUCACACUACCCGCACCAGCGAAAACCGAGAAGCGCCUUCAUUUCAUCUCAUAUUUGAUGUGUGGUCCUUUUGCUUGCAUCACAUGCAAUGCAGGAUCUGAAUGUGAACGGAGCGAUCACCAACAUCCUGCACCAGCAGACCCACGACAUUUCCAAGCCCCUGAAGCUCUCGGGCUACGCCUACUCGGGCGGCGGGCACCGCAUCAUCCGGCCCGAGGUGUCGAUCGAUGGCGGCAAGACGUGGAAAAUGGCCACCAUUACCGUCGAACCCAAAACACGUGAGGGAGGGACGGAGGGAGGGAGGGAGGAAGAGAGAGGGAGGGAGAAAAGCCAGAGGGGCGUCGUUGUCGCCUUUGUGGAUGUGUUGUUCUUGCCUCGUGUGUGUGUGUGUGUGUGUGUGUGUGUGUGCAGAGUAUGGUCGCACUUACGAGUGGUCCUUCUGGGAGACGGAGGUGCAGCUGACGCCGUCUACUGAACAGAUCUGCUUCAGAGCAUGGGUAAGGCGCGAACAGAAGACAUGCCCGUGCACACUACACCCGUCCCUCCUGUCCACACCGCAUGCGUCCGUCUUGCUGCCCUCCCUUGUGCAUUGCAGGACGAUGCGAUGAAUGUCAUGCCGGACCGGCCGAAUUGGACUCUGAUGGGCAUGCUCAACAACUCCUGGUACCGCAUCCAGGUCACCAAGAAGGCAGCCAACACCGUCGAGCUCGGCCUGCCCCACUGGGCGCACAAGGACGCACCCAACCACCCUCUCAACGUACUCAAGGCACCACACAUCACCGACACACUUGGCGGCCCCACCAGCACCACAACCACCACAACCACACCAGCAGCAUCGGCCAGCAAGGGCGGCGCGGCACCAGCUGUCGCUCCAUCGGUCGCCUUGAUGGGCGGCAUGGCGGUUACAUGCAGCCUGGCCGCCGGGCUGCUGGGGUUUGCGCUCGCGCAGAGGAAGACAGUGUAGGCAGGGCGGGGAGGGUGGCCGACCCGGGGUGCGGUGCGUGCGUGAGUUUGUUGUGCAUGUGCUGUGCAUGCGUCGAGUCGAGGGGUGGUGCUGUGUUGUAUAGCGGUAGCCAGGUAACUGACUGACGGGGACGGUCCGGAAUGGUUGGGCCAGCCAGUUGUUUCUCGAUUGGUGGCGGCGUACUCUGCAGGCAGAUCGGAUCACUUUUUUGACCGUGAAUGCCUGUACGUGUGAGUGCCGUGCCCUUCUCGCGUAGCUAGGUGCAGUGCAUCCACGAACCUUGUGUGUGUGUCUGGCAGCAAGAGGGCUGCCGGUUUUGGGGGAUUGCUGCGCUGCGUUGAUUGCCUGGCGCCAUUUUGCGUCCAUGCAUUUCCUAAGCCUCAUCAGAAGCCCUACUAAAACAUGUUCGUUCGUGUGCUUUGAUUGCAUGUCUGUCUGUCUGUCUGGCUGUCGAUGCGAUGAGUACGUGUGCGCUGUGCGUGGGGAUGGCGCAGCAAACCUUUGAUGGCUGACCGAUCGAAUGGAAUGGUUCGUUCUUUUGCGGAGAUGCAUUGCAUUGGAAAAGGCAUGGAGGC